Alternaria incomplexa is the source of this 669-nucleotide messenger RNA. RefSeq lists its product as uncharacterized. The coding region runs from base 1 to 669 and encodes 222 amino acids. The record is from RefSeq and is a predicted model, not a curated record. The transcript has 2 exons. Lineage: Eukaryota; Fungi; Ascomycota; Dothideomycetes; Pleosporales; Pleosporaceae.
AUGCCCGGAGCGAAGCACAUUGUUUUCGAUAUAGUCGGCACGCUUGUGUCGCACGAGCAUUUCUAUGCCGUCAUCGACCAACGCCUGGGCCCCAAACUUCAGGCCAGCAACAUCUCCGCACGUCUCCUUGGUUUCGCGUGGUUAGAGAGCGCGGAGCGUGAGUACACCUACCUCUCGAUUUCGGGCUCUUACGUACCUUUCGCGAAGGUCUUCGAAUCCAUCUUCUUCCGCAUCCUGCAUUUUGCUGGCGUAGCAGAGCCGCGCAGCGUCGCGACCGAGGAAGAUGAAUGUGUGGACAUAAUGAAGAAGGCUGGCUGGACAGUCUGGGCGUUCACUAGUGGCGACCGUCCAAGAGUUAUGGGCUACUUCGAAAGAGGCAACAUUGACAUCGACAACAACCAUAUUGUGACGUGUGACAACGUUGGUGUGGGAAAACCGGAUCUCAAGGCGUACGAGAAGCUGAUAGAAAAGAUUGGUGUUGACAGCAAAGCUAGUGAUCUUUGGUUUGCGGCUGCACACGGUUGGGAUGUAAGCGCAGCGGGUAGGGCAGGGUUCAAGACAGCGUAUUGCUCGUUGUUGGAGAAGGAGGCAUUAGACGAUGUGUUUGGCAAGAUGGACGUUGUUGCUGCAACGCUGCCCGAACUUGCAGAAAAGGUGACUUUACAGUGA